Messenger RNA from Aphanomyces astaci, 585 nucleotides. RefSeq lists its product as hypothetical. The transcript is spliced from 2 exons. The coding region runs from base 1 to 585 and encodes 194 amino acids. NCBI's taxonomy places the organism in Eukaryota, Oomycota, Saprolegniomycetes, Saprolegniales, Verrucalvaceae. The record is from RefSeq and is a predicted model, not a curated record.
AUGCAUGUGCAUUAUACGAUGAAGGCGCAGACAUCGUGGCUGCAAGCUACACUCGUGGUCGAUCCCGUCGCGAUGCGGCACGGGUACGAGUGGCUCAGCGACCGCAUCUACCAUGCGGCGGCGACCGCGAAGAAGUUCCAUCGACCUCUUGGAACCAGCGUCGAUGACGCCGCAGGACUGACGCUCCACACACGGGAGGCAGACGACGACAGGACGGUGACCAUUGCGGCCAUGGAGACCCAUUCCCAGCACACGAUUCUGCACAACUUUGAGGCCGUUUCAAACGCGAUGCGGACAUGCAUGGGUUACGGUCGAAAUUCGCUGAUUUUUUCCGAGGUACAGUCGUUGUCGACAUGGUGGACGGCGGGCAAAGCUUUUCGUAUGAACACACCUGAGCGGCUGCACCUGAGCCGCCGCCUAGGUACGUCCCUGCGCAACGUCGUGCGGUUCUACUACCCUACCUCGACCGUCGUGCUAAUAACGUACUGCUCGGUGCUGGGCGACGAGACACAUCCGCGGGUCGAUGGCUCACGAGCGCGGCCGCACGGAUUUGCAUGGUGUUCAAGGGGAUUUGUAAGCGUUUAA